UGAACAGGGCCACCUCAUCUCUUUGUCAUGCUGAGACAAACCAUUCGCAUUUUGCCGUUGGAGUUGUAAGGGACAAAAAAGUGUUAUUUUCUAUUUUGAUACAUGUAUCGUAAAGUUCUGACCAUAUUAUGUAUGUGUUGCUAUGGUUACUUAGUAAAAGGACAACAAUUCUCCAAUAAAGUUCUCAUGGUUUUGACGACAAACACUUCCAUCGAUAUGAUAGAUGUCUGGAAUAUCACCGGAGGAAUUAACCACAGCCAGGGGAAGGAAUCCCUGCCACUUCAAACACUGAUAUCUGAGGGAACAUACAGGUCCCCAACAGUGGAUAAAUGGUGCAUCGACCCCCCUACACAGGUAACAUUAGAGGUGACGAAUGAAGAUGGCACUGUCCUAUGGUGGACAUUGUUUGACACAUACAGCACCAAUAGCAGUCUUUAUUCUUGGAUGACGAUGGCAAAUGCCAUUGACAGUUCAGCUGAUUUUACAGAUCCAAUUUAUAAUCCAGGAUUUAAAUUUCGGCAGGAUGAAUUCUGUGACUUUGAGAUAGAACAAGCUAGUCGGUGUUGGUUAUGUUUUCAUAGGAUAAGUCACUUGAGUGGUUUACACUACGCAUCAGAGUUUAUUAUUACGUCAACACAGAAGUCUCUACCUAAGGAUGAAUUAGGUAGUUUUCUAAAAUAAAUUUAAAGCGAUUAUUAGGAGUUUUCUUAAAGAUGUUAUGAUUUUUUUAUUUGUAUUAUCUGAUAAAGAAUAUACAUUUAUAGGAUAAUGUGUCAA
Magallana angulata is the source of this 777-nucleotide messenger RNA. RefSeq lists its product as uncharacterized. The transcript has 4 exons. Lineage: Eukaryota; Metazoa; Mollusca; Bivalvia; Ostreida; Ostreidae. The record is from RefSeq and is a predicted model, not a curated record. The coding region runs from base 103 to 681 and encodes 192 amino acids.